Molecule: messenger RNA, 2701 nt
Organism: Cololabis saira (Pacific saury)
Lineage: Eukaryota; Metazoa; Chordata; Actinopteri; Beloniformes; Belonidae
Exons: 18
Coding region: 325-2121 (598 amino acids)
Source: RefSeq, a predicted model, not a curated record
UGAGUGGAGGUGGAAAUGAGAAAGGUGCUUCAGUCAGAGAGGAAAUUAAGCUGUUAUUUAGAAGAAAACCAUCAGACCGGGGUCACAUGGGGGGGGUUUGAUCUUUGAAAUUACCUGCGUGACUUCUUAGGUGCACAUUCACACGAAGCUGCGAUCAGUCCUCAGUUUCCUGACGUCGCUUAACUAUUACGUUCGCCUCGCCAUUACUAAUCACUUAAAAGGAUCCACCAACUAGACAUAUACAUACUGACCUUUGACCGUUUUUUAUAUUAGAGCCAGAGUUAUAAAGAUGAGCGCUGACGGAGACUGUUUUCAAACAGCAACAUGGAACCCUACAGACUACUAUUUACAGGUCUACCCGUGUUGUUUCUUAUUAACGGCGGCUCUGGAGGACACGUCACAGACGGGUCUCCUCUGAAAAUGGACCAGGCUCUGCUCACAUUUCAUAAUCAGCUGACAGAAGAAGUGCACGUUUUCUACACGUCAGAUUACUGCUACAAGUGCCUGUACCAGCAUUUGGGCACAGUGAAGCCCAGGGACAAAAAUGCAUCUGCAAAAGUCAACACUCAGUUCACUCUGACUAUGCAGGUGCACUUACAAACAGGAAAUGCAACUUUCUUUUGCAGGUGGAGUCAGACGUACGAGGAGGGGGGUCAUUACUCUGUUUGGGUCCAGAAACCACUAGGCUUCACUCAUCCAGUCUGCAAAUUCUCUGUGGAUAAAAGUCCAAACAAUGCAUACCUGCCUCUUAUGGUGGCAGCUCUCCUGCUCGCCAUAAUCACCCUCUUAUUUGUCAUGGUACCCUACAUCUUCAGGAGGCAUUGUACAUCAGAGUUCAUUAAAACCGUUUGCUGCCAAGAUCCACAGCCCUCUUUGGAUAAUGACGGAGCUCCUGCUGGUGAAGCCACCGACACCGGUAGAGCCAAACCGUCACGCCUGCUCUCCCUGGACACUUUCCGAGGGUUUUCUCUCACGGUGAUGGUGUUUGUCAACUACGGUGGAGGAGGAUACUGGUUCUUUCAGCACGCACCUUGGAACGGUCUGACGGUGGCAGAUCUCGUCAUGCCGUGGUUUGUGUUUAUAAUUGGAACUUCAGUGGUUUUGGCUUUCAACUCCAUGCGGAGGAGAGGAGUUAGCCGCCAGCAGCUGCUGCGAAAAAUCACCUGGAGGACGGCCGUGCUGAUGAUGCUCGGCUUCUGCUUCCUCAACUACUCUCCCAGAGAUGGACCAUUGUCCUGCUCCUGGCUGAGGAUCCCUGGAGUGCUGCAGCGUCUGGGCUUCACCUACUUUGCUCUGUCCAUCCUGCAGACUUUCUGGGGCCAGACAGAAAUCCCACUGAGAGCGCAUCACUGGUGGAACCCUGUCCAGGACGUCGUCCUGUACUGGCCACAGUGGCUGAUUAUCAUCGUCCUGGAGGCUUUAUGGCUUUGCAUCACUUUCCUCCUGCCCGUACCCGACUGCCCCACAGGGUAUUUGGGAGCUGGUGGAAUCGGUGACGAUGGUCUUUACCCAAACUGUACCGGAGGUGCCGCAGGAUACCUUGAUAGAUGGAUCUUUGGAGACAACAUGUACAGAUACCCCACCUGCAGAACUCUGUACCUCACUGUGAUGCCCUUUGACCCCGAGGGGAUUUUGGGUACGAUCAACUCCAUUGUGAUGGGAUUUCUGGGGAUGCAGGCAGGCAAAAUUAUCAUUUUCUACAAAAGGAAUCACGCCCACAUCAUCUGUCGAUUCCUGGCGUGGGCCAUCGUCCUGGGAAUCUCCGCAGCCAUCCUUUCUAAGUGCACGCGAGAUGGAGGAUUUAUACCUGUCAAUAAAAACCUUUGGUCCCUGUCCUACGUGACGUGUAUGGGCUGUUUCUCUUUCCUGCUGCUCGGAGGCAUGUACUUUGUCAUCGAUGUGAAGGGCUGGUGGGCUGGACAGCCCUUUAUUUACCCAGGGAUGAACUCCAUCGUUGUGUACGUUGGCCACUCUCUGCUCGGUUUCUACUUCCCUUUCAGCUGGGAAAUGCGCUUCCAGGCAAGCCACUGGGAAUCCCUGCUCCAGCACCUUUGGGCGACGGCGCUGUGGGUGCUCAUCGCCUACCUGCUCUACAGGAAGAAAUGCUUCCUCAAAAUAUAAGCAGGAUGAACUUUCCCACUUUUUUUUUCUAUUAUUAAAAACAAAUGAUGUAUGCACAGUUGAGUACAUACAUCAUCCCAACAUCUGUGGGAGUUUUAUAGAGCUGAUGUAUUAUUCUUGGCUUAAAUAACAUACAGAAACAGAGAGUCCAUCGUUUUUCACUGCUGAGGUCUUCAGUAACAGGAUGUAGUGAAAACUUUCUGGAUUGUACCAUCACUCAAAAUAAAACAAAUAAAAGAUUGUAUUUAAAUCACCACACAACAUAUUACAAUGUCGUUAUUUCUUUAACUGAUCCUAAAGUGUGCAACCAUGAUUUAAUCACUUGUAAAAACCAUUUUUAGCAGCAAUUACUGACAUUGUUUUCUGUAUGAGGUCAAUUGUUCGCUUUGUAGUGGAAGAAUUUUGGCUCCGUCUUUGCAUCUGAAUCAGGUUAAUGUCUGACUUUUUUUGUGGCACCUUUCUGCUUUUCCAGCCGCGCUGUGGUAAAUGAGCCGACAUGCUCGUCCUGCUGCAGUUUCAGCCAAGUUUAAUACAAAACAGCCAGACUUCUCUGUGUUGCCUUUCUAUGUCCACUCUGUUG